GCCGUAGCUGCCCCUUGCGGGCUCCCGGCAGCCAGGCAUCAGAGCCAUCGAGUAGCGCAGCAACGCGGCGCGAUCUGGCCCAGUCAUGGACCGGAAAGUGGCCCGAGAAUUUCGGCACAAGAGGACCAGCUUUUCAAAAGAAGGCUGCUCCAAGGACCUGAAUAGACAUUUUCCUGAAGAAGACAGAGGUGGCUAACAGACACACGAAAAGAUACUCAACAUCACUGAUCAUCAGGGACAUGCAAAUCAAAGCCACCAUGAGACGUCACCUCAUGCCUGCCAGGAUGGCUAAUAACAACAAGAUAAGAAAUAACAAGCUGUUGGUGGAUUUUUUGAUUGAAAAUGAUGCAGAGAAGGACUAUCUCUAUGACGUCCUGCGGAUGUACCAUCAGACCAUGGAUGUGGCCGUGCUUGUGGGAGACCUGAAGCUGGUGAUCAAUGAGCCCAGCCGUCUGCCACUGUUUGAUGCCAUCAGGCCCCUGAUCCCGCUGAAGCACCAGGUGGAGUACGACCAACUGACCCCCCGGCGCUCCAGGAAGCUAAAGGAGGUACGUCUGGACCGUAUGCACCCUGAGGGCCUCGGCCUCAGCGUACGUGGUGGCCUCGAGUUCGGCUGUGGGCUCUUCAUCUCCCACCUCAUCAAAGGUGGUCAAGCAGACAGUGUAGGGCUCCAGGUAGGGGAUGAGAUUGUCCGGAUCAAUGGAUAUUCUAUCUCCUCCUGCACCCAUGAAGAGGUCAUCAACCUCAUCCGCACCAAGAAGACUGUGUCCAUCAAAGUGAGACACAUUGGCCUGAUCCCGGUGAAGAGCUCUCCUGACGAGCCCCUCAAAUGGCAGUAUGUGGACCAAUUUGUGUCAGAAUCUGGGGGUGGGCGGAGCAGUCUGGGAUCCCCCGGAAGUCGGGAAAACAAGGAGAAGAAGGUUUUCAUCAGCCUGGUGGGCUCCCGGGGCCUUGGCUGCAGCAUCUCCAGUGGGCCCACCCAGAAACCUGGCAUCUUCGUCAGCCACGUGAAGCCUGGCUCCCUGUCUGCGGAGGUGGGGUUGGAGACUGGGGACCAGAUUGUUGAAGUCAAUGGCAUCGACUUUUCCAACCUGGACCAUAAGGAGGCUGUGAAUGUGCUGAGGAGUAGCCGCAGCCUGACCAUCUCCAUUGUAGCUGGAGCUGGCCGGGAGCUGUUCAUGACAGACCGGGAGCGGCUGGAGGAAAUGCGGCAGCGCGAGCUGCAGCGGCAGGAGCUUCUGAUGCAGAAGCAGCUGGCGAUGGAGUCCAACAAGAUCCUCCAGGAGCAGGAGGAGAUGGAGCGGCAAAGAAAAAAGGAAAUUGCCCAGAAGGCAGCAGAGGAAAAUGAAAGAUAUCGGAAGGAGAUGGAACAGAUUGUGGAGGAGGAAGAGAAGUUUAAGAGGCAGUGGGAGGAAGACUGGGGCUCAAAGGAACAGCUGCUGUCGCCUAAAACCAUUACCGCUGAGGUGCACCCAGUACCCCUUCACAAGCCAAAGGAUGAUCAGGGAGUGGAGCCUGAACUUGAGCUGGCAGACAACCCGGACGGAGGCACGAAGGAGCAGGGAGAGCAGGUGUCCGAGACAGAGCGGGAAGACCUCGAGGAGUCAGAAAAGAUUCAGUAUUGGGUGGAAAGGCUCUGUCAGACGCGCCUUGAGCAGAUUUCCUCUGCUGAUACUGAGAUUUCAGAGAUGACCACAGGGCCCCCGCCUCUCCCGCCAUCGGUGUCUCCCCUGGCCCCACCCCUGAGACGCUUCGCAGGAGGACUACACCUCCACACCACUGACCUGGAUGACAUCCCCUUGGACAUGUUCCACUAUCCCCCCAAGACUCCCUCUGCCUUGCCUGUGAUGCCCCUCCCUCCACUCUCAAGUCCACCCCCCAAGGCCCCCGCACCUCCUGUCCUCCCCUCAUCGGGCCAUGUGUGUGCCUCAUCUUCACCCUGGGUGCCACGCACUCCACCCGCUAUUCCCAUCCCUCCCCGGCCAUCUAUCCCCACCCAAGACCUCACUCCUACCCGCCCGCUGCCCUCAGCCCUGGAAGAGGCACUGGGCAAUCACCCCUUCCGCACUGGGGACACAGGCAAUCCAACAGAGGACUGGGAAGCAAAAAACCACAAUGGGAAGCCCACCAGCUCCCCUGUCCCUGAACGGAAUUUCCCGUCCACUCCAAAGACAUUUUGCCCAAGCCCACAGCCUCCACGAGGCCCCGGCGUGUCCACCAUCUCCAAACCUGUCAUGGUCCACCAGGAGUCCAACUUCAUCUACAGGCCAGCUGUGAAAUCUGAGGUCCUGCCACAGGAGAUGUUGAAGAGGAUGGUGGUUUAUCAGACAGCGUUCAGACAAGAUUUUCGGAAAUAUGAGGAAGGCUUUGACCCCUACUCCAUGUUCACCCCAGAACAGAUCAUAGGGAAGGAUGUCCGGCUCCUGCGCAUUAAGAAGGAGGGGUCUUUAGAUCUGGCCCUGGAAGGUGGUGUGGACUCCCCUGUUGGGAAGGUGGUUGUCUCAGCCGUUUAUGAGCGGGGAGCCGCUGAGCGGCAUGGUGGCAUCGUGAAAGGAGAUGAGGUCAUGGCAAUCAAUGGCAAGAUUGUAACGGACUACACCCUGGCUGAGGCUGAGGCCACCCUGCAGAAGGCCUGGAGUCAGGGGGACUGGAUUGACCUUGUUGUUGCUGUCUGUCCACCCAAGGAGUACGACGAUGAGCUCUCUUCUCUUCCCUCCUCUGCAGCCGACAGCUCCCAGCCAGACUGAAAGCUCCUUGAAGACGGUGCUCCCGUGCAUAGACACGGGUUCCUCCUGCAGCUGGAGCCUAGCAGCCCCCAUGAUGAAUAGGCAGGCGGGCUGCAGGGCCCCGAUUGUCCAUGCUGCGUGUAGUGGCCGUCUGUUGCCCAAGCUGGCAGGUUCUUUGGACUGGUAUCUGGAAGGGUGUGUAAGGCGCCAUCACUGCUAUUGGCCACACUGGAAUUCUGUUGGACUCAAAGGCCCUCCUGCUCAGAGAAGCCAAGCAGAGACUGUAGCAUGCCUGGGACAUGAGCAUCCUGACUCAUCACAGCCCUUGGGACCUGCCACGGGUCCCACACAGCACCCAAAUGAGCAGGAUGGACAGUGAGCGCCAUUCUCGGCUGGGCACAGACAGUGCCUUGAAUCAGGCAUGAUGGGCUGGGUGAGCCCAAAGGAAACACAGCCCAGCUUUUCCCCCAGAGAUGUCCUCAGAAAUGUAUGCCUCCCUUCCCUGGAAAUGCCACCCUCUAGGAGCUCCUGCUCCACUAGGCCUCCACAAUUAAGCCAGGACAAUUAAGAGGCAAUUAAGUCUUGUCCAAAGAACCAGGGUUGGCCUAUCAGGGUUGUUCAUGCCUUGUGUGACCUACUGUGGCCUGAGCCCUGCUUGAACCAAACGGUCCUCUGUGCCUUCCCUCUCCCUUGGCUCCAGACUGUAUCUGUGGGACACUGUGGAACCCAACUUUGGGAUAUGUUUCCCACCCUGUUCAUGGAGAGAGUUGGCAGGCAGCCAUGAAACUGGUGUUUGGCAUGGCCUAAAGCCCACAGCUGGCAGUAUCUGGGGCAGACCCAAGCCUGGACUUGUUGACUUUUCUGUUAUAAGUUUCUCAAAACACUAGGGCCUCAUGCUCCCAAGACAGUUGGCCUGCUAUGCCCUGGCCUCUGGGAUGGCUUCAGUGGCCCUAUGUUUUCUGUAACUUAUCUCUUUGCAAGGGACCCCAGGCCCUCUGGCCCCCUUCUGCCUCAUCCCAGGUAUCCCCUUACUUUCUCCCUGGCCCCCUGCGUGCUGUGUCUGUGGCUGGUGUGUAGCUGCUGUGAGCCUGCAGGACCCUGUGCUGCCUGGGCGGGUGCUCCUGUUGUCAGGCCUGGCCCCAGGCUAAGUGUGCAGCUGCGAGGCUGGCACCACCUGGUCUGCUUCCUCUUCC
Molecule: messenger RNA, 3919 nt
Organism: Manis javanica (Malayan pangolin)
Lineage: Eukaryota; Metazoa; Chordata; Mammalia; Pholidota; Manidae
Gene: USH1C
Product: USH1 protein network component harmonin
Biological process (GO): inner ear receptor cell stereocilium organization; retinal cone cell development; auditory receptor cell morphogenesis
Cellular component (GO): cilium; photoreceptor inner segment; stereocilia ankle link complex
Molecular function (GO): protein binding
Source: RefSeq, a predicted model, not a curated record